AUGGCCGUCUUCCGGAGCGGGCUCAUUUGGGCCAUGCUCCAGCGGUCCGUACGGCUUCUCGCGCUCCUUCUCUCACCGACAGUAUUCACGUUUCCCGAGGAUUCUAUCGACAAAAUAGAUCAUGUUGAGGCCGAGGAAACUCAAAUUGUAAUCACUACCACCAAACAAGGUCCAAUCAAUGUUUUGGCUUCGUAAAACCAAUGUUCGUCGGUUCAGGAAGUCUGGAAAAUUUGAAGAUUUCCAUUGAACUAGUCGACAUCCAACGCAGUGCUCAGUUGGCUCCCCUACAGCUUAAUGGUCUUCUUUUAAUGGUCACCAGAGGUAACACUUUAUUUAUUGUUUUGAAUAGAUCGAAAUACUCAGGUCGGUACACAGUACCCUUUUUGAGACCCGAUGCCUGGUAUGGGUUGAAAUUCCGAAGCGAGAAGGUUUUGGAGGGGAAAAACAUUGUACAUGAAGAAGAACGUCUCGUGAGAACUGCCGCCAGAGGCUCUCAAGGAGUCAGCUCCGCUGGCGGAGCACAUGGAGAAGGACUGGAUUCUUCUCCAUAUAGUCAAGGACUGAGUUCUCAUUUACUUCCCAACGACAAACAUAUAGAGGUAAGAGUGUUAGACAACAUCUAAAAGACUCAUCUACAUUCGGCGAAAAAAUUUUUCUGCAUGUUGCAAUAGAUACAUGAAAUACUUGAGUUAUAAAUAUUUUUCAGAUCAAAUUGCACAGGAAACUGGAUGGAGAAGAUGAAACCGGCGAAAGUUUGUAUGUUACGGCUGCAUGGAAGAAAGAUUUCGAACGGUUAUCUUGUCAUUUUUCUGACUCACUGAUUUUAAACUUAAACUUAUCAAACCAGUAAAAUACAUUUUAUAGAUCAAAUAUCACAGUCGGAGUCGUAAAACUUCGGGUUUUAUGUGAAGACUCAGACACAAGAGAGGAUAUUCGGUUAAAAGGAGAUGAAGACACCGUUACGGUAGAAAUUACGGUAAUUUAGUUGACCUUUUCUUUUCCAAUAUUUUUUCUCCUUCUCAAUUAAAUGAUAUUUGAUCGAAUUUCUAGAUAGACCACGAAUACGAUAUCAAAGAGGUCGACGCUAAAACGCAUUUGGUGGAGGCCCACAUUGUACCUCACAAGUGUCACAGGUGUCGACCUCAGGAUUUUCCUUACCAAAGAGUGUUCCAGGCUUUGCUGGCAAUCGAAAGUUGUCUUUCUCUCUUUAUUCGGAAACUUCUCGCAGAACGUUGAGGAGCACUGCGAGCAGAUCGCGGGCACCACCAGGACAGCUCAUUUGCGCGAAAUAAGCAAUUAUACGGUUUUUUUUUUCACUUAGCGGUCUAAAUUUCGUUUCCUCAUAGAUUCAAGAUCAACGUCUGAUAGUGGAGACGGAGAAGCUGGGCAACGCAGAGGACGGCGUCGUCAAGUUGGAAGCGACUUUUCUGGGCGUUAACCAGUCGGAGGUCUUCCACCAGACCUUCAAUACCAGACUUUUCGACGGUCGUUAUGUCUUGCCCCUGGAGGGAGACGGACUGUUUGCUGUCAAGUACGAGUACACCAUGGUACGAGAAAACUCCGACUUUGGAAGAAGGAAGUUCUUGCAGACAAAGCCGUUUCAUUACAACGCCAAAGCCAACUUCGUAGUUGAUUCCCUCGCCGGAGAUCCCCCCUUUAAUGGUUCUGAUUUGUUAAAUAAGAGCCUCACUCACAAGGACGAAUUUCCAUUUGUGCAUCUUUCAUUUCAUCCUGCCUCUCAAGGACAAAGCGAUGAUGACUUUCGAAAUAGUUCAACGGUGAGGAAAUGCCGAAGUUCCACCAUCAUAAAUGAGAUUAAACCCAAAAACUUGAAAGAAAAACACUGAAAACGUCGUUUUUCACAUUAAAAAAGGUAGUGCUUAAAACGUUUUCGGAAGCUAUUGUAACUAAAACAGCUGAAACAGCUCCCCGAGCUUAUACUCUUUUAGUUGAUCAUCCUAACAUCAUGCCCUGCCUUUGUUCUUUAACAGUAAGUUUUCUUAUUUGACAUGUUCAGAAUUCGACUUCCUACAUAAGAAUUUCUCGAUCGCCGGAAUAUAUCAACCACGAGAUCAAAAUUCGCUUGAAAAGUCCGUGUGGCGGCAAUUCAACAGUAAACGUCCUGCUGGACGAUCAUCAGCCAGAGUACGAGGUUAGAAUGAAACGCUGGAAAAACGAAACUCGUGUGAAAAUGGGUGAUUUGAUCUGAACGAAGAGAGAGCUGUUGAGGUGGACGUUGGAGACGUUCUCUGUUCCGUCGCUCCGACAUCUUCGAAGUCGCACUUUUGUGAUAGAAACGCGACAACGACCAGUAUUUGUCGCGACGAACUGUGCCUGACUCCGUCGGUUCGCGUCGGCUCUGAGAGCUACCGAGCUUCUCGUCAAUGUGUAUCCGUCGUCGAAAAGUUCCCACCCCUCGAACAAUCUUCGCCCUGUUCGCUUUAUUCCAUCCUCGUUAUUUCAUUUAUGAUUCUUGAUUUAUCCUUAUUUCUUUACUGA
Messenger RNA from Caenorhabditis auriculariae, 2499 nucleotides. NCBI's taxonomy places the organism in Eukaryota, Metazoa, Nematoda, Chromadorea, Rhabditida, Rhabditidae. The record is from the annotation of a GenBank genome assembly.